Messenger RNA from Pterocles gutturalis (yellow-throated sandgrouse), 1234 nucleotides. It is a transcript of the gene VPS37A, whose product is annotated as vacuolar protein sorting 37 homolog A (S. cerevisiae). The annotation marks the transcript as partial. The record is from RefSeq and is a predicted model, not a curated record. Gene Ontology annotation, cellular component: ESCRT I complex. NCBI's taxonomy places the organism in Eukaryota, Metazoa, Chordata, Aves, Pterocliformes, Pteroclidae. The transcript is spliced from 9 exons. Gene Ontology annotation, biological process: protein targeting to vacuole; ubiquitin-dependent protein catabolic process via the multivesicular body sorting pathway; protein targeting to membrane.
AACUGUUGGAUUCCGGGCAUAAUUUUUCUUCUUCAUUGGGUUUUAUUUUUUGUUUUUACCAGUUUACGAUGCACUCAGAUCUUGGAAAAAUUGUUCAAAGUUUAUUGGAUGAAUUUUGGAAGAAUCCUCCGGUUCUGGCUCCUAGCUCAACAUCAUUUCCAUACCUUUUCAAUAAACCAGCUGGAAUGCCUCCUUAUGCUCCUCAGGGGUUUCCCUUUCUUCCUCCAUAUCCACCUCAAGAAACAAAUAGAACAAUGGCAGCUGUGCCUGUUCCUGAAUCAGUUUCUUCAAGCUACACUACCGACAAGCCUGCUGCUCCCUCUUAUGGCUUGAUUGCUGAUCUGCCACUACCUGUUCCGACAGCAGAAGCAGUGCUUCAGGUUGGCCAGAAUGGAUUUACUUACAAGAUGCCUGAUAUUCCUGAUACAUUUCCAGAACUCUCAGAACUAAGUAUAUCACAGCUGACCAGUAUGAACGAGCAAGAGGAAGUGUUACUGGAACAGUUUGUGACUCUACCACAACUGAAGCAAGUCAUUACUGAUAGAGAUGAAUUAGUGAAAAGCAUUGAAGAGCUGGCAAAAGAAAACUUGUUACUGGAGCCUAGUCUCGAGGCAAAAAGACAGAUGGUGUUAGACAAAUAUGAGCAACUCACACAAAUGAAAGCAGCCUUUGAAAAAAAGAUGCAAAGACAGCAUGAACUUAGUGAGAGUUGCAGUCCAAGUGCUCUACAAGCCAGACUUAAAGUAGCUGCUCAUGAAGCUGAAGAGGAAUCUGACACUAUUGCAGAAGACUUCUUGGAAGGCAAAACAGAAAUAGAUGACUUCCUUAGCAGUUUCAUGGAAAAGAGAACGCUCUGCCACUGUAGACGAGCCAAAGAGGAAAAACUUCAACAGGCAAUAGCAAUGCACAGUCAAUUUCAUGCUCCGCUAUAGACUUCCUGCAAACUACAGCUGCCAAGAGAACAAGUGAAAAAUCCAAUAAAGCACACUUUUUAAUAACUAUUAUUUGCAAAUAAGCAUUUCAUCUUAUGUGGUUGUAUUUAUAGAAGAGAUUGUAUACAGAGUCGGGAUGGUUUUUGUACAAAUUAGAAUGUCUCUUUAUGUUCUCAUUGUACUCAAGAAUCCUAGUGCAAUCUUUGCACUAAGUUCUUAUAUUUAUUGUUGAUAGUUCUUACUAUAUUUAAGUUCCUGCUGCUAUAUGCCAUUCUUCAGAGAUUAAAUAUCUAAACAUGUAA